Funneliformis caledonium is the source of this 261-nucleotide messenger RNA. The record is from the annotation of a GenBank genome assembly. NCBI's taxonomy places the organism in Eukaryota, Fungi, Glomeromycota, Glomeromycetes, Glomerales, Glomeraceae.
AUGGCAGCUCAAGCAAUAAAUAUACAAAAUUUAACUGCAGUAUUGCAAGUAUUGGAAGGAGAUUUACAAGCUUUAGGACAACCAAAUAGUGCAUUACUAGAGGGUGAUGAUAUAAAACUAAUGAUAAUUCAUUCAAAUCUAUCUUUAUUCAAAGCCUAUCUCACAGUUAGAAUGUACUUCAAAGUCACUUUAAAAAUACUGUAUGAACAAAAUGAAGAAGAUACUGAUAAAGAAAAAAGUGAAGAUGAUGAAGUAGUCUAA